UUGGUAGCCGCUUCCUCUUGUGGUACUUCUCUGAGCUAGAAUAAGGGUGCCUUCUGAAUCUUGGAUUCAGCCACUCUACCAGCUAGAAGCCUGCCAGGGACAAAGCAGUAAGCAGGUCAUUCAUUCCCAGGCUUUGAGAUCUGCGUGGAGGAGCUCUUGAAGCAGCCCCAGCAAGCAGACGAGCGAGGCAGAAUGGCGUGGUCCAGGCUGAUGCUGGCAGCUUGCCUCCUUGCGAUGCCCUCUAAUGUUGCAGCAGACUGCCUGUCCCUGUGCUCCCUGUGUGCCGUGAGGACUCAGGAUGGGCCCCAUCCCAUCAACCCCCUGAUUUGCUCCCUGGAGUGCCAGGACCUGGUGCCGCCCUCAGAGGAGUGGGAGACAUGCCAGGGCUUUUUGUCUUUUCUCACUCUGUCUGCCUCUGGGCUCCGCAGCCAGGAUGACUUGGAGAAUGAGGUUGCUUUAGAAGAAGGCUACACCGCACUGACCAAGCUCUUGGAGCCCCUCCUGAAGGAACUGGAGAAAAGCCGACUCCUUACCAGUGUCCCAGAGGAAAAGUUCAGGGGUCUCUCCGGCAGGUUUGGCAACAGAGAAGAACCUGAGCUGACCGGUCCUGACCAGAUGAAUGACGAAGCCGCACAGGCUGGCACGCUCCGUUUCAGUGAGGAGGACUUGAGGAAACAGGCCAAACGCUAUGGUGGCUUUUUGCGCAAAUAUCCCAAGAGGCGCUCCGAGAUGGCCAGGGAUGAGGACGGGGGUCAGGAUGGGGGUUGGGUAGGGCAUGAGGACCUGUAUAAACGCUAUGGGGGCUUCCUGCGGCGCAUUCGCCCCAAGCUCAAGUGGGACAACCAGAAGCGCUAUGGCGGUUUCCUGCGGCGUCAGUUCAAGGUGGUGACUCGCUCCCAGGAGAACCCCAAUACCUAUUCUGAAGAUUUAGAUGUUUGAUGCAUGACACUCGUCCUCCGCGGAGUUGGGUCUGCCCCCUCCCUAUGCUAGAGCCCACUGCUCCAUCCUCUUGUACGUGUUCCCCUGCUCGCUCCAUUCAGCACCCCCAUGAAAACAUCUCAGCCCAGCCCGCCCGUCCCCCCUCUGCAGUGCAAUGCUUGUUUGCAGGCAGCGACAGGACAGGGAAGAGUCGAGAUCCCCUGCCCACAGGCCCAGUGUCUGGCUCAAACCCCUAGACCGCUAAACUACCAUUACUAGUGGCAGCUUUUGACAUCAGCCCAACUUCUCCGUCCCUGUGACCCCCUCACCACCCCAGAAUCCAGAGAAACUUGGUCUUUGUACCUAUAGGUCUGUGGUUGCCAAACUUCACUGAUUACUUGCUCCUUUCAGCAGAAAGAUAAGCACUCCUUGAUAGGAUUGCAUGUGAACCGUGAGACAGACAGUGAAGAAACAUCAAACCAGAUAGAUGCAAACGAAGAUCCUAAGGGUGUUCGCAGCGGCAGACGUUCUCCUUAUGCGCCCUACUCUGGAGGGCACAGGCUAAAUGAAAAGCCUUUCCACAGACAGGGAUUAUAACCCUAGAGAGGCCAGGCCUCUAGCAUGCUAAUUGUCUGUGCAUCCAGAGACUUCAUGAUUUCAAACAUGUCCUGGAACAGCCCAGCUCCUAGAGCCCUGGUUAGGGCGGUGCCUUUCCCAAGAGUGAAAGAAAUCCUGAUGAAAAGCCAUCUUUCUGAAGGCUGAAAUGAUAAGCGGGGAGCAAAGCAAACUAAUUCGUUCUAUACAACAAAUUCAGAAUUUGGGCCAGUUCCCGCAGCCCUCAUUAAAAACGAUCAGUAUCGCGCUUCUAGCCCAGGAGGAACUGAAUCGGAGUGGAGCUGGAUGCGGCUGAGCGCAGCUGUGUUCUUCAGUAGUCGGCUUGGCUGCGGGAGCCUGAGCCAUUUGGCCCGGCAUAUGCACUGGCACUGGGAAAGGGGAUCCAAAAGCAGUAGCCAAGGGAGAGACUGUCCCACCUCACGGCUACAGAGAGCCUCAGUCUCUGUCUCCAAAGAAAAGCAGCAGCAGAAGAAAACAACGGAGUGUUUAGGAGCAAGUAGGCUCACUGGAUUCCAAAAACCCGUAAUCACAGGCAAGAUCCUCUUUGGUUUCAUCUCCCCAUCUCCAGGCAGAUAUUUACAGGAUAGGUUAAGGACAUGGGGCUGGACGGGAGAGGAAACAGACUGGGUUUUCAUCUUUGAUGGGAAGCAGACUGGAUUUGCAUAUUUGCAAACGAUAUCUUGAGUGUUCCUCUCCACACAUGGGCCACAGCCUGUAGGGUUCUUCAUGUGUUCUGAAAUGUGUAGACUGUUUGACAGUGACUUGUGUGCUGCUUAAAAAAAAAAAAAUCACAUUUAUCCAGCUUACUUGGAAUAUUUGAGUUCUUAAUAGGUCUGUGUAGUUUCCUGCUUCUCUGGUAUAAUAAAUAAAGUUAAGCAU
Molecule: messenger RNA, 2412 nt
Organism: Apodemus sylvaticus (European woodmouse)
Lineage: Eukaryota; Metazoa; Chordata; Mammalia; Rodentia; Muridae
Gene: Pdyn
Product: prodynorphin
Exons: 4
Coding region: 193-939 (248 amino acids)
Biological process (GO): neuropeptide signaling pathway; chemical synaptic transmission; sensory perception
Cellular component (GO): dendrite; axon terminus; neuronal cell body
Molecular function (GO): opioid receptor binding
Source: RefSeq, a predicted model, not a curated record